Messenger RNA from Auanema sp. JU1783, 291 nucleotides. NCBI's taxonomy places the organism in Eukaryota, Metazoa, Nematoda, Chromadorea, Rhabditida, Rhabditidae. The record is from the annotation of a GenBank genome assembly.
AUGAACAUUACCAAGGAGCAAUUAGAGAAAGAUUUUAUCAGCUCAGGCGAAAGAGAUCGUGUUACGGCAGCAAUAAUAGAACGAUUGAAGAGUGAAGGUUGGGUUGAUGAGGUUAAACAGCUUAUACGAAAAGAAAUCAAGGAACAGGGAAUUAAGGACGUUGAUCCGAACACUUUAUACGAGCAACUUAAGGGACCAGCAAGACGUCUGAUUUCAAACAGCACAAAAGAAGAACUUUUCAAGUCUGUCAAAACAUGGGUCUCUGAAAGAACUGGUGUUCUUGAUAUCUGA